This is a messenger RNA of Micromonas commoda, 576 nucleotides long. RefSeq lists its product with no specific name. NCBI's taxonomy places the organism in Eukaryota, Viridiplantae, Chlorophyta, Mamiellophyceae, Mamiellales, Mamiellaceae. The coding region runs from base 1 to 576 and encodes 191 amino acids. The record is from RefSeq and is a predicted model, not a curated record. The transcript has 2 exons.
AUGCGGACCCGAAGCGCCCCGCUGCUCAUCGCGCUGCUCCUCGGGUGCCUCCUCGGCGCCCGCGCGCAGGCGACGGUGUCGUUCAGCCCAAUCUCCGCGUUCCCCAACAGGUACGCGAGGAACGUGUGCUCGCUGAUCGCGUCCCAGGCGGAGUCCGACGGCGCGUGCCAGCUGGACUCGUACUACGGCACGACGCGCGGCCGCGUCUCGAUGGCGUUCGGCGAGACCGACUGCGUGGUGACGCUGACCGGCUGCGUCCCCGGAGUGUGCUACUCGUUCAGGGACGCGACGUCGACGAUCGAGCGGGACGACGUGCCGAGGCCCGGGACGGCGGGUGCGCCGGCGGCGAGCUUGUUCAAGGACGUGAGCGCGGUGGAGGGUGCCAGCUCGAGCUCGUUCACCAACGACGGGUUCAGCUUCAAGGCGUCGUCUUCGACGGUGAAGAUCGCCUACAGCGUGCACUCGUGCGCGGACUAUUACUCGUACAGGGGGAGCGUCGGGGUGCAGGAGUGCAGGGGGAGCUUCGCGGCGAUCACGGAGGUUGGGGCGGGGAUGCCGAACUCGCUGUCGUGUUAG